Molecule: messenger RNA, 4214 nt
Organism: Rhineura floridana
Lineage: Eukaryota; Metazoa; Chordata; Lepidosauria; Squamata; Rhineuridae
Gene: METTL3
Product: methyltransferase 3, N6-adenosine-methyltransferase complex catalytic subunit
Exons: 11
Coding region: 65-1777 (570 amino acids)
Cellular component (GO): nucleus; RNA N6-methyladenosine methyltransferase complex
Molecular function (GO): mRNA (2'-O-methyladenosine-N6-)-methyltransferase activity; mRNA m(6)A methyltransferase activity
Source: RefSeq, a predicted model, not a curated record
GACACUUCCGGUGCUCUUUCUGGUCUUCUCUGUAAGGAGCGCUGCUGCCCGGUUGACGGUGGCUAUGUCAGACACAUGGAGCUCGAUCCAGGCUCAUAAGAAGCAGCUGGACUCGCUGCGCGAGCGGCUCCAGCGGAGGCGCAAGCAGGACCCCCUGGACCUGAGGAAUUCAGACCUGGCUCUCAGCCCUCCCUUCCGAAGCGACAGCCCGGUGCCUUCGUCCGUUACACCCAGCACUGCCACUGAGCCAGGGGAUCUAGUGACUGACCCUGAGCUUGAGAAGAAACUCCUGCAUCACCUCUCCGACCUUGGGCUGGCGCUACCCACGGAUGCCUUGUCCAUCUGCCAUGCCAUUUCCACGCCUGAAGCCCCGGCCACUCAGCGGAGUGUGGAAAGCCUCCUGCAGAAGUUUGCAGCUCAGGAGCUCAUUGAGGUGAAGCGGGGGCUCCUCCAGGACGAUGACCAGCCCAUGUUGGUCACCUACGCCGACCACUCCAAGCUGUCCGCCAUGAUGGGCGCCGAGGCCGAGAAGAAGGAGUCCGGAGAAGGGGUUGGGGCCGGAGGGGCGAAGAGGAGAGCAGGGGACCAGGACGCCGGGAUCCCCGCCUCUGUGUCCGGGGCUGUUCCCUCUGCCUCGGCGUCUUCGGAGCUGCUCAAAGAGCCCCCCAAGAAGUCUCGCAAGCAGGCCUCGGACCUGGACCUUGAGAUCGAAAGCCUGCUGAGCCAGCAGUCUACGAAGGAGCAGCAGAGCAAGAAGGUGAGUCAGGAGAUUCUGGAGCUGCUGAAUACGACGACGGCAAAGGAGCAGUCCAUCGUGGAGAAGUUCCGCUCCCGAGGCCGGGCACAAGUGCAAGAGUUCUGUGACUACGGAACCAAGGAGGAGUGCAUGAAGGCCAACGACGCCGACCGGCCAUGCCGAAAGCUCCACUUCCGCCGCAUCAUUAACAAGCACACGGAUGAGUCGCUGGGGGACUGCUCCUUCCUCAAUACUUGCUUCCACAUGGACACCUGCAAAUACGUGCAUUACGAGAUCGACGGCUGCGCCGACCUGGACGCCCCCUGUGGGCGGGAGCUCAACUCAGGCCAAGAGCUGUCACUACCCCAGGCGGUGGGGAGAGACUCCAGCGUCGACCGCCUCUUCCCCCCACAGUGGAUCUGUUGCGACAUUCGCUACCUGGACGUCAGCAUCUUGGGCAAGUUUGCCGUGGUGAUGGCAGAUCCGCCCUGGGACAUCCAUAUGGAACUUCCGUACGGGACGCUCACGGACGACGAGAUGAGGCGCCUCAACAUCCCCAUCUUACAGGAUGAUGGGUUCCUCUUUCUAUGGGUCACUGGCCGGGCCAUGGAACUGGGCCGAGAGUGCCUCAAUCUCUGGGGGUACGAGCGGGUAGAUGAGAUAAUCUGGGUGAAAACGAACCAGCUCCAGCGGAUUAUCCGGACAGGGCGCACAGGCCACUGGCUCAACCACGGCAAAGAGCACUGCUUGGUCGGGGUGAAAGGAAACCCGCAGGGCUUCAACCGAGGUCUCGACUGUGACGUCAUCGUGGCAGAGGUUCGCUCCACCAGCCACAAACCAGAUGAGAUCUAUGGUAUGAUUGAGCGGCUCUCACCUGGGACCCGCAAGAUCGAGCUCUUUGGACGACCCCAUAAUGUCCAGCCCAACUGGAUCACCCUCGGUAACCAGCUGGAUGGAAUCCACUUGCUGGACCCAGAUGUGGUGGCUCAGUUCAAACAACGUUACCCGGAUGGAAUCAUCUCUAAGCCCAAGAACAUGUAGAAAAGGGGGGGGGGGAGAAGGCAGCAUGGGUAAGACCCCACUGCAGUGGACCAAGGCUUGUUUUUUGGGGGGAGGAGCAAGGAAUGGAUUGUAUUCUAAUCUUAUAGUUUUGUAAAUAAAACAAAAAGGGUUCCUUUUCCAAAGCCAGGACUUAAGAAUGUGGGAGAAAAACAGGAGCAAGGCACCAGUUCCCGUGGGAAGUUGCUGCUUCCCUGCUCUAUAGGCCGUUGUUGCUUGAUAGGUGAACACUGUGGGGCUGCAGCGCCAUUGAUCCUAGUGUGCAUUUGUUGUUAUAUGCCUUCAAUUUGAUUACGACUUAUGGCGACCCUUUGAAUCUUUUUUUGGAUAUAUUCAUAGGGUUUUCACAGCAAGAGGUAUUCCGAGGUGGUUUACCAUUGCCUUCCUCUGAGCCUACAGCACCCUGUAUUCCCAGGCAGUCUCCCAUCCAAGUACUAACCAGGCCUGACCCUGCUUAGCUUCCCAGAUCAGAUGAGAUCGGGCAUGUUCAGGGUAGUAUGGCUGUGCCCCUACUGCUGUAAGAGACCAAACAGCAACCUUGGAAGUAGGUAUAUCCUUCACCUGCAAGGGGAACAGGAUCAGGAGCAGUUUCUGGGGCGCGCAAGGGCAGCAGGGAGGGGACAGGCAAGGUCUUGUCCCUGGACUUUGGGUUAUCCCACUGAAAGGCACAUAGGAUCAGCAGCUACAUCUUGCUCCCCUCGCUCCCUUUUCAAAGGUGGAGCCGGGACAGGGGGAGAUCGAUGCAAAGUGAAGAUAAUUCCUUGCUUCUCCUGUCCAUAUCCUUUGAAGUUGGACAGUUUUGCUUUGGUUCUGCUCUGCCGGGUGCCUGUCGCCACAGGGCAAACUGCAGUGGAGGACCUGUUUGCCUCCAUAGCCAGCAUCUGGGUUGGGGACUCAAGAGAGCCCAGCUGCUACAGAGACUACCCCUCCAUGCCUCUGCUUCUGCCCCCUAGUGUGGGGCUGGAGACAAGAGAAGCCUGACCUUACAAUCUGCCUAAUCAGCAGUCUGGGGUUGCAACGGCCAUCAGGCACAGAGGGAGGCCCCAUGCGGGUGCCGGAGAUGGGGGGCAGAGGGCUGCUAGAGUUCUACGCUCGGACUGGCCAAAUGCAGAGCCAAAACAAAAUGCCCAGAUCCUCUGUCCCAUUCGGGAGGAAGGGAUCGUUUCUCCCUCUCUGCAUCUCAGUGCCAGGAGGAAGUGAACGAGAUAAUGCUUGUAUUCCCUAAAUGGUGAUAUUGGAAGGGGGAAGGAUCCAGGCAGGUAACCUGUGACUAGGGUUGCCAGGUCCAUGGCCUGAUCCUGUAUCUUUAGAAGAGAAAGUCAGCCAAGUGCAGGUGUUCUUGCAACACUGUAAUGGGAAAAACCACAAGGUGGAAUUCUCCCUUCCCCCUCCACAACUUUUAAAGAUGCAGAAGACCUCUUGGUUGCCAGGCCUGGCUGCCAAGAAAGAAGCUUCAACCCCUCUUGCCGCUGCCUACCAACCCUCUUUUACCCUGGCUUUGGAGAAUCUGCACGUAGCUUCACGGUAACCUUUUGGCAGCCUUGCUGAGAAUUGCAUCUCUUCCCUCCCUCCCCGUUCCCAAAUUCACUCAUCCACAAAAUUCACCAGAGCUGAAGGAUUCUUCCCUUUUCUGUCCACCAGCCCUGCCCCAAAAACAGCACGUAGCAAGCCCUGGCCAAUAUCCCUCUUCCAGCUUUAAUUAGCUCCAUCAACAGAAACAUACCAACAGAUGGCGUAUAGAAAAAGAAAAAUAAGGUGGGCAGAGUGUGCAGCACCAAACAGGACCAUGUCUUCGCUUGUAGAUGGGCUCCAGCCAAUGAACCAAUCCUGCCUGCCCACCCCAUCCCACAGUAGCAUGGCGAUUUGUUUUUAUUUUAUUCUUUUGGUCGUCCUUGGAAAAAAAGUACGUAGGAACACAAAACUCGUUUUUCUCCACCCCACCCCCCAAUUCCUGCCCCAAAAGGGUGGGGGCUAUUUCACAAAGACAACGUUGUUGUUGGAAUUGCGGGAGGCCAGCCAAGCUAGAAACACAUCCCUGUGAAAAAGAGAGACGGAGGAAGGGAGGUAAGUCAGAGGCUUCCUAAUAUAAAUCACCAGACAUACUACAGGUAACUACACGCAGAUACUAACGCCAAAAGCUUAACGCAGCAGGGAUUGCAAACCUGUGGCCCUCCAGCAUCAAGCCCCCGAGAUCGCGACAAAGUGAAGCCAGCGCUAGUUGGGCUAUUAAAAGCUUCUCUCUAACCCGACUGGCUGGUGCAUUUUCUUUAGCCUGGUCUCAAACCAUGUGGUUUGGCUUGUGUUUGCUAAGGCAGCUGACGCUAUUAGCUCUGCUAGAUAUAUUCAAGUAGGGCCUGUUGUGUGUGUGUGAAGUAGGGUUGCCAGGUUCAGGGCCUGAGACUGAUCCUGUAUCUUUAGG